Molecule: messenger RNA, 3147 nt
Organism: Dicentrarchus labrax (European seabass)
Lineage: Eukaryota; Metazoa; Chordata; Actinopteri; Moronidae
Product: nuclear factor 7, ovary-like
Exons: 2
Coding region: 178-1551 (457 amino acids)
Molecular function (GO): protein binding; zinc ion binding
Source: RefSeq, a predicted model, not a curated record
AGCAGAGGAGGUCUGACAAAGCUCCACCCCUCACCUGACUUACCUGAGACACACCAGGAAACAGUCUGUUGAGAAAGAUUCACCUUCAGACUAAACAACUUCCAGCUCUGACUGAGUUCAGCUACGAAAACUGCUGCUUGAACCUGCUGACACUGCACACACUGAAUCUUAAAAAAAAUGGCUUCCAGAUCAGAGAAGGAUCUCAGCUGUCCAGUCUGUCAUGACAUCUUUAGAGAUCCGAUUGUUCUGCCAUGUAGCCACAGCUUCUGUAAAGACUGUCUGAAGAAAUGGUGGAGAGAGAAAGAAGCACGUGAGUGUCCAAUUUGUAAGAGAAGAUCUUCAAAGGCAAAACCUCCUGUUAGUCUGGUAUUAAAGAACCUGUGUGAGGCCUUCGUACAGGAGAGAGAUCAGAGAUCUUCAGAGGCUCUCUGCAGUCUGCACUUUGAGAAACUCAAACUCUUCUGUCUGGACCAUCAGCAGCCAGUGUGUCUCAUCUGCAGAGAUUCAGAAAAACAUACCAACCACAGAUUCAAACCCAUCGAUGAAGCUGCACAACAACCCAAAAAGAAACUUCAGGAAACUCUGGAGCCCUUAAAAAAGAAGUUAAAGGUUUACGAACAAGUUAAAAGGAAAUUUGCUCAAACAGCAGAACACAUUAAGGGCCAGGCCCAACAGACAGAGAGGCAGAUUAAGAAGCAGUUUAAGAAGCUUCACCAGUUUCUAGAACAGGAAGAGGAGGCUAGGCUGGCUGCACUGAGGGAGGAAGAGGAUCAGAAGAGUCAGAUGAUGAAGGAGAAGAUGGAGGCUCUGAGCAGAGAGAUAAGAGCUCUUUCAGACACAGUCAGAGCCACAGAGGAGGAGCUGAGAGCUGAAGAUGUCUCAUUCCUGAACAACUACAAGGCUGCAGUGGAAAGAGUCCAGCGACGCACCGUGCUGGAGGAUCCACAGCUGCCCUCAGGAGCUCUGAUAGACGAGGCCAAACACCUGGGCAACCUGACCUUCAACAUCUGGAACAAGAUGAAGGACAUGGUCUCCUACAGUCCUGUGAUUCUGGAUCCAAACACUGCUAAUCCAAACAUCAUCCUGUCUAAAGAUCUGACCUCUGUGAGGAGAGGAGAGAAACUGCAGCUUCCUGAUAAUCCAGAGAGGUUUGAUUCUUACUACUCUGUUCUGGGCUCUGAGGGGUUUAACUCAGGGACUCACAGCUGGGAUGUUGAGGUUGGAGACAGUACAUUCUGGUUACUGGGUGUGUCAGCAGAGUCUGUCCAGAGGAAGGGACAUAUAUUAACCGGAUUAUGGGUAAUACGGUUCUAUGAAGGUAAAUAUUCAACAUUCUCACCCCCAGCUCCACUCACUGAUCUCGUAGUUGAGAAGAAGCUCCGGAGGAUCAGAGUGGAUCUGGACUGGAACAGAGGAAAGCUGUUGUUCUCUGAUCCUGAUACUAACACACACAUACACACCUUCACACACACUUUCACUGAGAGGAUGUUUCCAUUCAUUGAAACUGUGGAUAAACUCUCACUGAAGAUAUUACCACUAAAGGUCUGUUAGAUAUAAGGAGGAUGGUUACAGUAUGAUGUUUUUUUUUCUUAAAGGUAAAAGUCACUGAAUGUAAUCUGUUAAACUGCACCUGCUCCUCCUCCUGCCUCAUUAUUCUAAAGAUAUGUUUCUUUUUGUUUUAGUUAUUGUUUCUUUUUGUUUAGUUUGACAAUUUCCUUUUUUUUUUCUAUCACCGACCUUUUCAAAGGUAAAGUUAUUUCGCUUAGUUUCUAGUUUCUAUGUUUGUUUUGUUUAACCUUUUAUUUUAUAUGGAUACUGUGUCAUUUUAAAUCAAUUUUUAAAGAUUUAGACUUGUGCGUGGAGCCAUGUAGACCAUAACCACUUUAUGAAAGAUGAUGGAUCCAAUUAAUAAAAAGAUAAUCAGUUUAUAAUAAAUGUGUGAUUGAUCAGAAAUGGCUGAUUUGAGGCACAGAAAAAUAUAAUUUUAUCACAUUAAUUAUAUUUUGAAGAGGAAUUAUACACAAGGAAACAAAUAUUUUGUUUGAGCAAAAGGAAAAAAAAAAGUCUUUUGGGCUCAAUAAAUGUAUUUGUAUGUUUGCUAUUUUCAAUAUUAACAUGCAAUAAUAAAGCCUCUCACUUAGUUUUACUCAUAUGCCCUCCAUGACCUGGAAGGCAAAACUCAAACUAAUUUCAAAUGACACGCAAUUAAUUUAUAGACACAAAGUUCAAAUGUAUGACACCACUCACUCAACUAAACUAUACUAUAUAAGAUAUUUGCUCUUACUACACCAAUGGGACGCAUAUCCUUGCAUAUAAAUCUUGCUCUCUUAUCAGUGAUGGCAUUUUUUCGAGCUUCUAGUAAGGGGCCAGAUGCCUGUGGUGCUUCUGCUCCGCUGGCUAUCUUGAAGUGUAAGGACACCUCAAAGCUCUGCAAGCUGUGUCAGCAGGCGGCAAAGCCACUUUUUACAUAAUACUACUUCAGGAGACAUUUUAAUUAAGGAUGAAUGAAGAUUCCUGAUUGAACUCUCCUCUGCCUUCUGACUCACAGCACCUUUCAAAAAUGCCAAAGAAGACAAGUGUAAUGAAGUGAUGCCUUUGCAGAUGCUUGCAGUACAGAUUAAGACAUACAAAUUAAAACUGUGGUCAGAUGAGACUGGUGAUGAGGUGAAAGCAAAUUGUUUUUCUUUUAUUGUUAAAUUAUCUUCCUAAAAUGACAAGGAAUAUAUAUUAAAAUACUUAAAAUACUAUUAUCAAAAUCUCAAAUCCAGGGAGUGGGAAAUUCAGAACACCAAACAGAGGCACGGGGACAUCAAGUAUAAUAUAUCCAUUCCUUUAUUUAUCUUAAGAUUCCAUAAAUGCUUUUCCAUUUAAAAAUAUUAGUUAAUCUGUAAGUAAGAAAAAAUACCUCUCUUUAUGAUUGUUUUAUAUUGUUUAUCUUAUUUUUAGAUGAAUUCAUUGAUGUUGCUUGCUUAAGUUUGUUGGGCUGUAUGGGAGAUAUGUUCUGAUUGUGUGGGUUUGAUUUUGUAUUUUGGGUUGGUGCGAUAGUGUUGUGACUGUUUUUGUUGUUGUUUUUUUCUUGUGUGUGUAAUUAUUGACUUGUUUGUUUUGAGUCACGUCAUGAUUUUGUGAAUUAAAUUUUUAAAAUAA